GUCUCAAUGAAAAGAUGGCAGUGAAACUAUUGGGAUUCCUGGCUAGAUCUUCAUAUACAAUAAGCCAGUGCCGAUACUUUCCUACAUAUGGAUAUUUAGCAUCAAGCAGCAACUUGCUAUCAGUAAAUCGAUAUCUCAGGCUAUGCAUCCCAGAGGCAACUUCUUCUAAUUUUACUAGCAAUUGCACGGACAAUUCAAAAUGGUUCAGUCCAAAAAUUACUAUUGGUGCUCUGGCAAAAAUUACCAAUUACUUGACUCAUCCUCUUAAAGCUUCAAUUUUUAAGCAGAAAUUAAAACAUAUAAGAAUACUUACUGGAAUACCAAACAGACAUUAUUCAGUUUUAUCGCCUAGUAAACUUCAACCAAAUCAAGAUAUUGUACCAGUUAAGCGUCUACCAAAAACAUCAAGGACCAAGCAGCCAUCAAGAAUUAACCUGCCACUACCAUCUGAAGCUAAGGAUGUGAUGCAAUGUAUAGCCUUUGCAACAGCAGAUGCCUAUCAUCUUGGUAAUCUAUGCCUUGACCUGAUCUCAUCUGGAUAUGUUGAAAUCACAUUACCUAGAGAUGCAGCAAAUGUUUUGGUGGUUGGCACAGAAAAGACAGCCAAAGAUCAUGAUUUGGGGAUCAUAUUUUUCUUCAAGGAAGGGUCUGUUGUGUUUUGGAAUAUUGAAGAAAAAACAGUAAGUGGAAGGCAGGUUUCUGGAG
Thamnophis sirtalis is the source of this 705-nucleotide messenger RNA. The record is from RefSeq and is a predicted model, not a curated record. Lineage: Eukaryota; Metazoa; Chordata; Lepidosauria; Squamata; Natricidae.